AUGAGCGCAAAGAACGUCGUCUGGGCUGUAAAGGCUCACGGCGAACUCAAGAUUACCACGGUCGACGCUAUCCAGGGUGGAGAAGCGGUCAUUGUUAUUGUCGACCUAGUUGCUGCAGGUGAGACGGCUUCACCCUUCGUCCAAGACUACAGGCAUCUGAGCGUCGCUGUCAGUCGCGCUCGCGAUGGCUUGAUCAUCGUCGGCGAUUCGAAGAGUGUCGACCAGGAUACACUGAAAGACGCCACGGCAGCAAACUCCAAGACCAACAAAGUCAAGAAGCUCUCAAAGAGAGACCUGUACACUUCUAUUUUCUUUCAGGCCCAGAAGUAG
Messenger RNA from Lasiodiplodia theobromae, 330 nucleotides. Its product is annotated as DNA-binding protein SMUBP-2-like. The record is from RefSeq and is a predicted model, not a curated record. The coding region runs from base 1 to 330 and encodes 109 amino acids. Gene Ontology annotation, molecular function: 5'-3' DNA helicase activity. The transcript has a single exon. Lineage: Eukaryota; Fungi; Ascomycota; Dothideomycetes; Botryosphaeriales; Botryosphaeriaceae.